Messenger RNA from Alligator mississippiensis (American alligator), 1074 nucleotides. Its product is annotated as scale keratin. Gene Ontology annotation, cellular component: intermediate filament. Gene Ontology annotation, molecular function: structural constituent of cytoskeleton. The record is from RefSeq and is a predicted model, not a curated record. The coding region runs from base 60 to 590 and encodes 176 amino acids. The transcript is spliced from 2 exons. Lineage: Eukaryota; Metazoa; Chordata; Crocodylia; Alligatoridae.
CAAACACUUCUCCGGCCUUAUUCUCUUUGGUGAACAAGGUUUGCCUCCAUCCCAAGAAGAUGUCCUGCACCGACCUGUGCUACCCAUCGAGUGGGAUCGCCUGCCCAAGACCCUAUGCUGACAGCUGCAAUGAGGCCUGUGUCAGGCAGUGCCCUGACUCAAGAGCAGUGAUCCAGCCACCACCGGUUGUUGUAACCUUCCCAGGCCCCAUUCUCAGCAACUUCCCUCAGGACAGCAUUGUGGGAUCCUCAGGAUUGCCUGCUGUGGGCCAUGGAGCUGCUGGGGGAACUGCCCUGUCUAACGGCACCGGUGGUGUUGGGGGCAUCUAUGGAGGACUUGGUUAUGGAGACUCUCUUGGUUAUGGGGGUGGUUAUGGAGGAUAUUUUGGUUCUAGGGGCCUCUAUGGUUAUGGAGGAUCUCUUGGUUAUGGGGGCCCCUGUGGUUAUGGAGGAUCUAUUGGUUAUGGGGGACUGUGUGGUUAUGGGGGCCUCAGCUCUGAUUCUGGGAGCAGUUACAGCUCUGGAUACUGCAGCCCCUAUUCCUACCGGCGAUAUGGCAGGUACCGCUAUGGAAGCUGCGGACCAUGCUAAACCCAGCAGGAAGAUCCACAGAAGCAGGAAUCAACAGAGAAAUGAAGAACAUGAUCCAGAUACAUGCCUGAGUUACUGAGCAAUGGACUUGAGAAGGUCAGCACCCAGAGCUCCAGUGAAAUUCAGUGGAGCUGUGAGUGCAUGAUACCUCUUAAAUUUGGUUUCCAGACUACCUCUUAUCCUUGUCUUGUAGUCUUCUGUCCUUUCAUCCUUGAUUGCUUGUAAUGUGAUGCUGGCUCCUAUUUUUUAUGAACUGGGGACAAACGUGUGGCUUUACAUCUUUGAAAAAUGGGACCUAAAUGUCCAGUUUGACAGCUGCAACAGAAAGGAAAAGAACAUCUCAUGUGAAAAGCAUUGCCUUCGAGCAGGUGGUGGAUUGCAUGCCUUAUGCAUGCCUUGCAAGCAUAUUCUUUGUGCACUGUCUUAGUUUGUCCUUGAACUUUUAUUUCAUGGCUUGUACUCAUUAAAAUUAUGCUGCAUCAUA